Messenger RNA from Acipenser ruthenus (sterlet), 6325 nucleotides. RefSeq lists its product as uncharacterized. Gene Ontology annotation, molecular function: nucleic acid binding. The transcript has a single exon. The coding region runs from base 1 to 5631 and encodes 1876 amino acids. Lineage: Eukaryota; Metazoa; Chordata; Actinopteri; Acipenseriformes; Acipenseridae. Gene Ontology annotation, biological process: DNA integration. The record is from RefSeq and is a predicted model, not a curated record.
AUGAAAGUAGAGAAGGCUCGUCUCGAAGCAACUCUGGAAGCAUUGCAGCAAGAGAAAGAAGCUGAAGCCGCACAAGUCGAAGCAACGGUGAUGGAGGCAGCAGCUGCAGAAUUUGAAAUGGCAGAAGAGGAAAAUAAAGUCAUCUUCAAGCUUCCAUCACAGACCCCACAACAGCGCACCCGUGAGUACGUGAGGCGUCACCCUGACGUCAGUGCCAGCAAUCAGGCACCUCAAGAGAGAGACGGGGAUCCAAGCAACACCUCACAGGUAGACACAGUCCCCCAUGUACCAGACAGUCUAGGAAAGGCCACGUCAUCACUACCGCAUCCAGCAAACGAUGCCACGCGGCACAGUUGGAGAGUGAAGCCAGAAUUGCAGCGUAGCUCUCCCUACCCUAACGACCAAUCGCCAUACAGAGCCACCGAUCGGGCUCAUUUAAGGGACAAUUCAGCCACAUCUGAGCUCGCCAAAUAUCUAGCUCGGAGCCAGCUCGUGUCUUCAGGGCUUACCAAAUUUGACGAUCAGCCGGAGAACUACCAAGCUUGGAAGUCAUCUUUUCUCAACGCCAUUGAAGAUUUGGAGCUGACCGCGGGAGAAGAGCUUGACUUGCUCAUCAAGUGGCUUGGAAAGGAGUCGGCAGAACAUGCACGAAGGAUUAAGUCAGUCAACGUUAGAUAUCCACCUACUGGACUGAAGAUGAUUUGGGAGAGGUUAGAGGAGUCUUACGGUUCACCAGAAGCUAUCGAGAAAGCCCUGUUCACAAAGAUAGAAAACUUCCCUAAGAUAUCCAAUAAAGACCACCGGAGGCUUCGCGAGCUCGGAGACAUGUUGCUGGAGCUAGAGGCGGCGAAGCAGGAUGGGUACCUACCCGGCCUAACGUAUCUGGACACAGCCAGAGGAGUGAAUCCCAUUGUGGAAAAGUUGCCUUAUAGCCUACAGGAAAAGUGGAGGACACAAGGGUCAAGGUAUAAGCAGGAACACCUCGUCGCCUUUCCACCCUUCUCCUUCUUCUCAAGUUUUGUGCGCAGCGAGGCUAAAGCACGAAAUGACCCCAGCUUCGACUUCUCCUCACCCCCUACUCCCCCUGGUAAGCGAGAGCAGUUACCCAGAAGUCACAGCAAUGCACUCGCGCCUGUGUCCGUCCACAAAACCGAUGUGUCUUCUCCACGUACACUUCCGAACACAGACAAUGGAGGAAAAACAAAAGGAGAUCCUGAUAGACAGUGUCCAAUCCACGGAAAACCUCACCCGUUGAAGAAAUGCAGGGGCUUCAGAAGUAUGUCGUUAGAAGAUCGCAAGCAAUUCCUGAAAGAGAGAUCUAUCUGCUACCGCUGCUGUGGUUCAACUGAACACCAAGCAAGAAACUGCAAAGUAACUGUCACGUGCUCUGAGUGCAACAGUGACAGGCACCCUGCAGCUCUACAUCCUGGACCAGCUCCAUGGGUUUCAAAACCUCCUCUUCCUCCCUCAGAGCAUGGCGGGGAGGAAGAAGAUCCGUUCCCUCCAGCUGUUACAUCCAAAUGCACAGAGGUAUGUGGAGAAGGCUUUAGUGCAAGGUCAUGCGCCAAGAUAUGUCUGGUCAAUGUCUAUCCUAAUGGCCGCCACCAGGAAACCAGGAAGAUGUAUGCUAUCCUGGACGAUCAGAGUAACAAGUCGUUAGCACGGUCAGAGUUUUUCAACAUGUUUGACAUCAAGGGAACCACCGUACCAUACACCCUGAAAACGUGUGCUGGGGUAGCCGAAACAGCUGGCAGAAGAGCUAUUGGUUACACAGUAGAGUCUGCCGAUAGGAAGACCAACCUCUCACUCCCUACCCUAAUAGAGUGCAAUCAAGUCCCAAACAACAGAGCAGAGAUUCCCACUCCUGAGGCUGCCUAUCACCAUCGUCAUUUGAAAGCCAUAGCUGAUGAGAUACCACCUUUGGACCCAGAUGCAGACAUUCUUCUGCUUCUAGGAAGAGACAUUCUGAGGGUGCACAAAGUCAGAAGGCAGUUCAAUGGCCCUCAUAAUGCCCCAUAUGCCCAGAAACUGGACUUAGGGUGGGUGAUCAUAGGUGACGUAUGCCUUGGCAGUGCCCACAGACCUACGGAGGUGAGCACUAUGAAAACCUGCGUCUUGGAGAACGGACGCCCAAGUCUUUUUAGCCCGUGUGAGAACCACAUCAAAGUGAAAGAGAAUUUCAGUCUCCGCGGUCAGCACCAAAGCUUCUCACAAACUCCCAUGCGAAGCUCAUCUGCCACCACGAGUGACGAAAACCUGGGACAAUCAGUCUUUUGUCAAACCAAAGAUGACAACAAGAUUGCGCCGUCUAUGGAAGAUUUGACGUUUCUCCAGGUAAUGGAAGAAGAAUUCUUCAAAAAUGAAACAAACAGCUGGGUUGCUCCACUGCCGUUUCGCAAACCAAGGAGAUUGCUUCCUAACAACAGAGAGUAUGCUGUAAGUCGAUUUAAAUCACUCCGUCGCACACUGGAGAAGCGACCAGAAAUGAAAGAGCACUUUAUUGAGUUCAUGCAGAAGAUACUCGAUAACCAGCAUGCAGAGCUUGCACCUACUCUUCAGGAAGGCAAAGAAUGUUGGUAUCUCCCUACCUUCGGAGUGUACCACCCACGGAAGCCUGGGCAAAUCCGUGUGGUGUUCGAUUCCAGUGCACAGUUUGACGGCGUCUCCCUCAAUGAUGUACUGCUUACCGGGCCAGAUCUUAACAACAGUCUCCUGGGAGUACUCAUGAGAUUUAGACAAGACCCAGUCGCCAUCACUGCUGACAUUCAGCAAAUGUUUCACUGUUUUGUGGUGCGAGAAGACCACAGAGAUGUUUUGCGCUUCCUCUGGUAUCGCAACAAUGACCUCAGCAACGACGUCGUAGACUACCGUAUGAGGGUUCACGUUUUUGGAAACAGUCCGUCACCAGCAGUGGCCAUCUAUGGUCUAAGAAGGGCAGCCAGAGAUGAAGAAAAAGAAUAUGGCUCUGACGUGCGACGUUUGGUAGAAAGAGAUUUCUACGUGGACGACGCACUGAAAUCCUUCCCUUCUGAGGCAGAGGCCAUCAACGUUCUAAGACGAGCACAAGAGAUGCUGGCGGUUUCUAAUCUCCGGCUCCACAAGAUAGCUUCGAACAAAACAGAAGUAAUGGACGCAUUUCCUGCAGAGGACCGGGCCAAAGACAUCCAAGACCUGGAUCUCUCUGUGGACGACCUGCCCGCUCAGCGGAGCCUUGGAGUGAAGUGGAACAUCAUGCUUGACACGUUUACAUUCGAAGUCCCAGACGGCCAAAAGCCUUUCACACGCCGAGGUGUGCUUUCAACGGUGAAUAGCUUGUUCGACCCUCUCGGGUUUCUAGCCCCAGUAACCAUACGAGGAAGACUGCUCCUCCGAGAACUCUCUUCAGAAGCAAGUGAAUGGGACACUCCACUCUCUGAGAACAGACGCGAAAAUUGGAAGAGGUGGCACGAUUCCCUGCAGGAUUUAAGGCACCUGCACAUCCCACGCACUUACACCACUACCUCCCCUUCCAAGGCCCACCAGGUAGAACUCUGCGUCUUCUCAGAUGCUUCCGUGGAAGCUAUUGCUGCGGUAGCUUACCUUAAAGUCACAGAUCGAAAUGGAAAGCAUGAGGUUGGCUUCGUCCUUGGAAAGGCUAAACUAGCUCCACAGCCUGAGCUGACUGUACCCAGAUUGGAGCUCUGCGCCGCGGUGUUAGCCGUUGAGAUUGCCGAACUAAUUGUUGAAGAAAUAGAUCUGAAACCAGACAACAUCAGAUUUUACACUGACAGCAAGGUAGUGCUUGGCUAUAUCUACAACCAAACUAGACGAUUUUACGUAUAUGUGAGUAAUAGGAUCCAACGCAUCAGACAGUCCACCCAGCCGGGACAAUGGAGCUACGUUCCCACGGAACUUAAUCCUGCUGACCACGGCUCACGGUCUGUUCCUGCAGACCAGCUCGCCAGCACCACAUGGCUAACAGGACCAGCAUUCCUGUACGAUUCAUCAAGACAGGUCUCUGAAGAAGCUUCAUUUGACCUCAUCGAUCCUGAGUCUGACACCGAGAUCCGCUCUCAGGUGACUGCCCUUGUCACUGAAGUUUAUGAGAAUCAGCUGAGGUCAAAACGCUUUGAGCGUUUCUCCAACUGGAAAUCUCUCACGCAAGCAAUUGCCAGACUUCAUCACAUUGCUCACUGCUUUACUCGUCCAUCACCUGACAGCAACUGUGUUGGUUGGCACAUCUGCAAGAAAGGCCUGUCAGAGGUUGAGCUUUUAAAGGCUAAGAACAUUAUUAUUCAGAACAUUCAGCGUGAAGUCUACCUUAAAGAAUUAAAAUGUAUCGCCGCUCAGCGCGAUCUUCCCACACAGAGUCCACUCCUGAAGCUUCAUCCCAUCAUCGACAGCGACGGCCUGCUACGUGUAGGAGGACGCAUAGUACAGUCAGGUCUGGAAAAGACUGAAACAAACCCUCUCAUCAUCCCAAGCCACAAUCACGUUGCUACCUUGCUUGUACGCUAUCACCACGAAGAAGUGAAACACCAGGGCAGGCAUUUUACAGAAGGUGCUAUCCGAGCUAGCGGAUUAUGGAUAAUCGGAGCCAAGAGGUGCAUCAGCAGCGUUAUCCAUAGAUGUGUAUCUUGCCGGAAACUGCGAGGAAGAAGAGAAGAGCAACAAAUGGCUGACCUACCUGCUGAACGUCUGCAAACGGAACCUCCCUUCUCUUAUGUGGGGCUUGAUGUUUUCGGGCCAUGGGAAGUCACCUCAAGACGUACUAGGGGUGGCCAAGCUAAUAGCAAAAGGUGGGCAGUACUUUUCACCUGCAUGUGCACCAGGGCUAUCCACAUUGAAGUAGUGGAAUCAAUGAGCUCUUCGAGUUUCAUAAAUGCAUUACGAAGAUUCUUCUCCAUCAGAGGUCCCGCCAAACAGCUACGAUCAGACUGCGGUACCAAUUUCGUCGGUGCUUGUAAGGAAAUGAAGCUGGAUUCUCCAAGCCUGGACCAGACAAGAGUGGAGAAGUUUCUCCGCGAUCGGAGAUGUACCUGGGUGUUCAAUCCCCCACACUCAUCGCAUAUGGGUGGCACAUGGGAACGGAUGAUUGGGAUUGCACGGCGCAUCCUGGAUUCCAUGCUCCUUCAGGUCGGACGUCCUCAGCUAACGCACGAGGUACUAAUCACGCUUAUGGCAGAGGUCACUGCCAUAGUAAACGCAAGACCUUUAGUUCCCGUGUCGUCGGACUCUGAAUCGCCUCUCAUCUUGACCCCAUCUAUGCUUCUGACACAGAAGAUUGGUGCACCACCUUCCCCACAGGUUGACUUUGUCAAAGGAGACCUGUUCAAGAAUCAGUGGAAACGGGUGCAAUACCUGGCCAAUACCUUCUGGGAUAGAUGGCGGAGUGAGUACCUCAGUACUCUGCAAGGCCGCAGGAAAUGGCAGUUUAAAAGGCCCAACCUUAAGGAAGGCGACAUUGUCUUGAUGAAAGAAAGUCAGACGAGGAGGAACGACUGGCCAAUGGGAAUCAUUGUGAAGACUUUCCCCAGCAAGGACGGAAUGGUCAGGAAAGUGGAGGUGAAGGUUGUCAGGCAAGGGACAACAAAGACCUUCUCAAGACCCAUCUCAGAAGUAGUCCUUCUCUUGUCUCCAGAAGAUAACUGAGAUAUGUAUGUUUUAGUUAAUAGUGGAAUUUUAGCAAUUCCAGACGGGGAGUGUUCUGGACUCGCUUUAUGUUUAGUGCCACCUAGUGGUAAUUCUCAUUAUUCUCCAGUAAAGCAAUUACUUCCUGUGUUAUGUUAGGUUAUAGGAAGUGAGAACCUAGAGGUUUGGAGACUUACAGUUUAUACAUGAGGCUAGUGUUGUGCAAUGCUUGGCAACAAUCCUGCGUCAUCCUCACUGCAUAGUUCUUAAGAGAGCAAUAUCUGUAAGUACGUUUAUUAUUUACACAGAUAUCAUUGAUAUUAACAUAUUAUUACUGAAUUAAGUCAUUAUUUUUGACAUGUUUUUAAGAUGUUUUUCAUUGAUGUUAUUUAGCAUGUAAGCUGCAUCGGAUAAGCAGCUAGUUAGCUAACUAGCUAUUUAGUACUAGUUAUUCGUAGCUACUGCAAUACUUACCUUAUACUCAUCUGUUUUAUGUGUAGUUCAUGCUGUUAUUUUACUGCACUUAGGCAGUGUCAUGUGAAUAUUACUUAUAUUGUUGUGAGAAUGAAUACUUACAUGAGUAUGCAUUUGUGAUUUGUAUUUGCAGUUUCACACUUUUAUUCAAGUAAAGCCUCUAAAGAUACACCCUGUCUCUUGGAGAAUCAUUUGAAUGAGUGUUUAGCUGACUGGAUAGUUGGAUACGAGUUACAUUCAU